Molecule: messenger RNA, 1209 nt
Organism: Didymella exigua CBS 183.55
Lineage: Eukaryota; Fungi; Ascomycota; Dothideomycetes; Pleosporales; Didymellaceae
Product: Arginase/deacetylase
Exons: 2
Coding region: 1-1209 (402 amino acids)
Molecular function (GO): metal ion binding; agmatinase activity
Source: RefSeq, a predicted model, not a curated record
AUGAGGUGGAACAAGGCUUCUUUGCUGGCAUUGCCAGCCAUUGCAUCAGCACAUGGCGCCCAUCAUCACCACCAGGAGGUCUUCUCGCAAGAUCAUCUCGAUGAGCUUGAGCAGAAAUGGGGGACUGACUGGGGUUUCAGUGGCAUCUCAACCUACGCCCAUCUGCCUCACACACGCUGCUUGACCAACCCAGAGGCAGCAUACGACAUUGCCAUCCUCGGUGCGCCGUUCGAUACCGCGGUCUCCUAUCGACCAGGAGCUCGAUUUGGCCCCCGGGCAAUUCGCUCUGGCUCAGCUCGCCAGACUUCCUUCCGCGGCUAUAACGCACGAGCAGGCCUCAACCCGUUCACAUCCUGGGCGAGCAUUGUCGACUGCGGAGAUAUACCUAUUACGCCUUUCGACAAUGCUCUUGCUUUACGGCAGAUGAGUGAGGCAUACCUCGAGCUUGCAGGGAGAGGACCUACCCAGAGGAGCAUCCAGAGCGGUGUUAAGUACCUCAGCAAGCCUAAAGUAAUCACCUUAGGGGGCGACCACAGCGUUGCACUUCCUGCGCUGAGGGCUUUGAACAAGGCUUAUGGCCACCCGAUCACAGUUGUGCACUUCGAUGCCCACUUGGACACAUGGCAUCCAGCCAAGUACCCUUCAGCUUGGAUUGAUUCUGAGGACCCAACUACACAGUCCUUCCUGAACCACGGCAGCAUGUUCUGGCUUGCUUCGAUUGAGGGUCUCGUUGCCAAUGGCUCGAGUGUGCACGCCGGGCUCAGGACAAGGCUGUCUGGUGAUGAUGAGGCGGACUACGAAGAAGACACACAGCAGGGUUGGAUGCGUAUCUCGACCGAUGACAUUGAUGACGUUGGAACCAAAGGCAUCGUCGAAUCCAUCAUGGAAAGGGUCGGUACUGAGACACCGGUCUACCUGAGCAUCGACAUUGAUGUUAUUGACCCCGGUCUGGCUCCUGCAACAGGUACACCAGAGCCCGGGGGUUGGUCGACCAGGGAGCUGAUUAGGAUCCUGCGAGGAAUCGAGGGCUUGAACGUCGUUGGUGCAGACAUUGUCGAGGUCAGCCCGGCGUAUGAUAGCUCCGCGGAGAUCACCAGCAUUGCCGCUGCGCAGAUUGUUUACGAAGUACUGACAAGUAUUGUGCGCAAGGGAUUGACAGAGCAAGCCAGGAUUGAAAGUGUAAAGAGCAGCGAUAAGGACGAGUUGUGA